AUUUAUGCUUUUUGGUAACUAACCAUACUCUAGUAAGACUGUAUAUUUUAAUUAUUUAUUUAAUUAUAAUAAAUAAUUAAGUGCUAUGAUUUUUUUUUUCAGUCCAACAAGAAUGCCUACCUUUCCUUAAUACUUGAUAUAAAUCAGAACCCCAUUCAUCGCUAAUACGACUCAGGAUGGCCAAGAAGAUACGAGAAUUAAAAAGCAGAAAAGGUCAGAGGGAGAGAGAGUUUAAGGAUGAGCAGAACCAGAAGCGCGGAAUAAUCAGAGCAUUGUUUUAUAGGAGCGGGAGCAUCCAGUUUCUAGCAGAAGGACCAAUUGGCCAGCGAGCAGUUUUGCCUCUCGACCCCCGAAUAACGACCACUGACAACUCCUCCACUCCACCGUCCCCACUCGACUCAUAAUGAAAAUCCACUCAUUUUUUUUAUUUUCCAAACUCUGCUCAUCCAAUUACCCUUAGAUGCCGUUCUAAGUUGUUUUUCUACUUCGACUGGACAUGAGUCCGGAAGAAAAAACUUUCUGACGAAUUGGAAAAUUCAACCAGGUGGGUUUCUCAAACAUAAAUAAUUAAUAGAUAUUUUGAAUAUAAUAGAGAGAGAAAUACUUUCUUUGAAGCAGUGCUGCCCUACUAUAUAGGGUUGCUCGAUACACAGCAUUCUCAUCAAUCCUUU
Nezara viridula (southern green stink bug) is the source of this 671-nucleotide messenger RNA. Lineage: Eukaryota; Metazoa; Arthropoda; Insecta; Hemiptera; Pentatomidae. The record is from the annotation of a GenBank genome assembly.